Pezoporus flaviventris is the source of this 1056-nucleotide messenger RNA. RefSeq names its product battenin-like. Gene Ontology annotation, biological process: lysosome organization; regulation of intracellular pH. The transcript has 12 exons. Gene Ontology annotation, cellular component: lysosome; membrane. Lineage: Eukaryota; Metazoa; Chordata; Aves; Psittaciformes; Psittacidae. The record is from RefSeq and is a predicted model, not a curated record. The coding region runs from base 103 to 1056 and encodes 317 amino acids.
CUCCCCACAGCGGAGCCCCCCCCGGACCCCCCAAGCACCCCAUGGAGGAACGCAGCCGCCUUCUGGAUCCUGGGGCUCUGUAACAACCUCCCCUAUGUGCUGAUGCUGAGCGCGGCGCGGGACAUCGUGGAGCUCCAGCAGGGGGCGCCGGUGCCCCAUAGCAACAGCUCUCGCUAUGACUGCAACCAGCUCUCGACUGGGGCCGUGCUCCUCGCCGACGUCCUCCCCUCGCUGCUCAUGAAGCUCCUGGCGCCGCUCGCACCCCAUUGGCUGAGCUACGACCGUCUCAUUGGCCAGCGCCGCCUCGGGGCUGGGGGAGGUGACGCUGGUGACCUUGGCUUCCGCCUACCCCACGGCCGCUCUAUGGGGCUGGGCCUCGGGCACGGGCGCCGCGGGGCUCUGGGGGUCGCUGUGGGGCGGGGCGGGGCUGGGGGCGGGGCUUGGCCUCUCCGGGCCCUGCUGCCCGCGGCCGCGCUGCCAAUGGGGACGGCGCUGAGCUUCUUCUUCCUCCUCCUCCCCCCCCCUCCCCCUCCCCGCCCCACGGAGCCGCCCCCCCCCACCGCGGGGGUCACGUGGGGGGAGCGCUGGGGCGUGGUCAAGGGCGCGCUGCCGGAUGCGUUCCCAUUGGCUGUCGUUUACUUGGCGGAGUACUUCAUUAACCAGGGGGUGCUGGACCUCUUGUACUUCCCCACAUCCUCCCUGACCCACAACGAGCAGUACCGGUGGGCCCAGCUCCUUUACCAGGUCGGGGUCUUCGCCUCCCGCUCCGGCCUUCCGCUCUAUUUGGGUCCUCUAUGGGUGCUGAACGCCGCUCUCCUAUUGGCUGCCGUCCUGGCGCCCUUCCUGCCCGCGGUGGGCGUGGCCUUCGCCCUCGUGCUGUGGGAGGGGCUUGUGGGGGGCGCGGCCUACGGGGGCGCCUUCCUAUUGGUGGGGCAGCGGGCGCCCCCUCGGGGGCGUGGCCUGGCCGUGGCCGUGACGUCACUGGGGCAGUCGCUGGGCGUGGCCUUGGCCGGGGUCGCGGCCAUGGGGCUGCACAAGGGGCUCUGUGCCCCAUAG